Molecule: messenger RNA, 1920 nt
Organism: Punica granatum (pomegranate)
Lineage: Eukaryota; Viridiplantae; Streptophyta; Magnoliopsida; Myrtales; Lythraceae
Source: RefSeq, a predicted model, not a curated record
UGGCGCAGCCAUGACAAGCGUACAAAGGCUUCCGUAGUGUUUCAAGAUGAACCCGGUGCAUGUAAGCCCAAGGAAAAAAUGAGCUACACCCACAUCUGGGCUGACGUUUGUCCGGUGCGCCAAGCCAUCUCGUCUUUUCCGAGGAUCCGAUUCCUGCUUUCUUCAUCAUCUUCUCCGGUCCUGAACUACGAGCAGAGAGAGAGAGAGAGAGAGACAUGGAGAAGAGUGGAGUGAGAGGACUGGUACUGGAUGAUUCGGUCCUCGUCGCCGCCGGAGAAGCCGGUUCCGCUACGCAGCCGCGACCGGGAGCUGAAUCUCUUCUCCGCCACCUCCGGCACUCCGGAAUCCCUACGAGAAUCGCAUGCGGAGAGGAUCUUCCAGCUGAGAAGCUUUGUCUUCUGAAAAAGAUGGCAGCUUCAUACUCCUUUGAGUGUUUUGCCUUGGAUGUAGCUUCCACGGAACUCGGGGGAGCCUUCAAUGAUGGUGAAGGGUGUGUUAUAUAUGUCAUCUCCAGCAGUAAGAAGGAUGUCUGCACGAGCCUCAAUCAUUGCAACUUAUUGACCAUAGUUCUGUUAGAUAUUCACGGCGAGUCUCAGAGUCCAAGUUUGCUCUACAUCAAUACCCUCGGGGAACUACCUCUGACCCUUUGCAACUUGAUUAAACAAGUAGCUGGCAGUAAUCUACUAAAAGUUGGCUAUAUUAUGAAGCCCUCUCGUGCAGAAGAUUUUGCCAAGAGGGGGGCAUUCCCAAUGUAUCCUACUCAAAAUGGACAAAUAUUUGUUCCUCUCAGUUUUGACCUCCCGUUGGUUUCUCAACUACAAGAGGUUGACGUAGUUCUUCAUAAAGCCACUGAUGAAAUUAUAUCCGUUGACUUGAGUAACUCUUCACAAAUAAGCAAAAUUACUUACAGCAGAGGUAUACAGGAAUUGAAAAGGUACGCGGAAGAUCAUCCUGAGUGUUGCAUCAUCGAUCCAUUUGACAAUGUUUCCCCUGUACUGGAUCGUUUAGAAAUUCAACAAAUUUUGCGUGGACUAGAGGAUCUCAACACAGAAGGUCACUGCAAAAUAAGGGGCCCCUAUUUUCUCAAGGUUGAUGACUUUAAUGAGCAAGGAUUAGUGCCACAUCUUUCAGAAGCAAAAUUAUCUCUUCCUUUCAUUGUGAAGCCCCAAGUUGCCUGUGGUGUAGCUGAUUCUCAUAGUAUGGCAAUUGUAUUUAGGAAUGAAGACAUCAAGGAAUUGAAAGUCCCUCUCCCUGCAAUUAUUCAGGAAUAUGUUGAUCAUUCAUCUACUUUAUAUAAAUUCUAUGUCCUUGGGGAGAGAAUCUUCCAUGCAGUGAAGAGAUCGAUACCAAAUGCACCUGUGCUUAUGAAAUUAUCUGAAAGCAACGGUCUGAAACCUUUAGCUUUUGACAGCCUAAAAUCUCUACCUACUGCCACGGGGGAUAAUGGAGACUUUAUGGCUAAUGCUCGGACUCUUGAUCUUGAUCUGGUCAAUACUGCUGCGAAGUGGCUGAUGGGCAAACUUAAACUUACUAUCUUUGGCUUUGAUGUUGUUGUUGAGGAAAGAGGCGGAGAUCAUGUCAUUGUGGAUCUGAACUAUCUUCCAUCGUUCAAGGAGGUUCCUGAUGACAUCGCCAUACCUGCCUUUUGGGAUGCUAUCAAGUCAAAGUUCGAGUCAAGGAGAGGAUAGGAAAAAUGAAAAUUUCGUAUAAAUUUUCUUCCUUAAAGAAUUGUAAGCUAGAAUCAAAGAGAUUACGGCCGGCUCGAUGUUCCUUUCUGAUUGAUAGUGACAACAAAGAACAGUUCUUCGAUAUUCCUUUCUUUUAGCUGCAUCUUUAGUGAUAGUAAUGCUGCGUUUGAAUUGUUAGUGUGAUUUUAGAAUCAUGAUUUUGAUUUUAAUUUUGAUUUUGAUUGUGGAAAAA